Pygocentrus nattereri (red-bellied piranha) is the source of this 1984-nucleotide messenger RNA. It is a transcript of the gene plpp5, whose product is annotated as phospholipid phosphatase 5. Gene Ontology annotation, molecular function: phosphatidate phosphatase activity. Gene Ontology annotation, biological process: phospholipid metabolic process. Bases 133 to 1161 code for a protein of 342 amino acids. Lineage: Eukaryota; Metazoa; Chordata; Actinopteri; Characiformes; Serrasalmidae. The record is from RefSeq and is a predicted model, not a curated record. The transcript is spliced from 8 exons.
AAGUCUAACGUGACGUGUUCGUGUGCGCUGCCUUGCCUGCCAGUCCGGUUUCUGCUCUUCCAGGAUGAAUAUGUUUUUCCCUUUUUAAGCAGAUUCGGCGAUGUUGACCACAAGAACGCACCAAAACAAUACAUGACCGACUCCACCAGCACAGCAGACUCGGGCGGCUGCGCUACACGGCGCAGGCUUAGACGCAAAGGGAGCGAAAGUGAAGGUCUGUACGAAACUGUGCCAGUUGGACAAAAGACGGAGAGGAGGAGGAUGAUGAUGAAGGUGGAGAUGAUGAUGAUGAUGGCUGCGGUUCCGUGUUUGAGGCUCGGCACAGGUGCAGCGAACUGCUCUAUCUCGCCUGGCCUGAAGAUGAGGAAGAGUUUGGACAGUGGCUUCAUCGCUGAAGUCGUGGUGCGUCUGCUGCUGCUGGCUGUGUUCCUAGUGACCGAGGAGCUGACUCCGUUCAGCCGCGAGAUCCAGCCGGAGGAGCUGUGGCUCUAUAAGUUCCGGCAUGUGAAAAACGACCGCGUUCCCACCUCACUCAUGUUCAGCAUCGCUCUCUUCACACCACUUGUCACCAUCCUACUGUUUGCACUCCUGAAGCAGACCGAAAAGGGGGAUGUCAAAGAGGCUUCGCUGGCUAUGACCUUGACUCUGGUACUGAAUGGAGUUUUCACUAACGCUGUGAAGCUUGCUGUGGGAAGGCCACGUCCUGAUUUCUUCUACCGCUGUUUCCCGGAUGGUCAGAUGAACCCAGAGCUGCGCUGCAGCGGUGAUCCGGAAGUGGUUAUGGAGGGCAGGAAGAGUUUUCCCAGCGGACAUUCAUCAUUUGCGUUCGCUGGUCUGGGUUUCACAGCGCUGUAUAUUGCGGGGAAGCUGCACUGUUUCAGUCCAGCUGGCCGGGGAAAAGCCUGGAGGCUGUGUGGCUUCCUCACUCCGCUCCUCUUCGCCAUCAUGAUCGCCCUGUCCAGAACCUGCGACUACAAACACCACUGGCAAGAUGUGUUGGUGGGGUCUCUGCUGGGAUUGGCCUUCUCGUACCUGUGUUACCGUCAAUAUUACCCCGCGCUGAGUGAAUCAGACUGCCACAGACCGCUCAGGCUCAGAGAGACAACACCAUCUUUGCAGAACCGCAAACAGGCUAACACAAGCUACCUCUUGCCUCUAUAGAACCCCAACUAUAUUAGCCCCUAGAACCCAUAUGAUGGAAUUUAUUGGAAUACGUUGUCAGUGUUUUACGAAGUUCUAAGAAAUAUGUUCUGCAUUUUGAUGCAUUUUUAAUAUAUUACAUUUUGUAUGGGUUGAAAUCAUGAACUGUAAGGGCGUUUGCAGAGUGGCCAAGUAGGCCUCAGGCAUUGCCCACAACCUAAUGCUGCCAGUUUCUUUCCUGUGUUGCCUGUGACCUACAAGGACCAAUUUCUGUUUUGGAAUGUUAGACAUUAAAACAACUCAUGUUUCCAGGCUUCUCACACAAACAUGUUCUUUUAUAGCUACUGUGGUGAGGUUGGACAAGUUUUAAAGAACACACAUCAAACCUAAUGAGAAACUGUAGAACAGACUCAGUUUAUAUCACAACACCUACAUUUAGAGGCAGUUAUUCAUUCAACCUAAACUGAAACUAGAGUAGACUGUGCAUAUCACAGUAUCUACAUUUAGAGUGGGGAUCUUCACCAGCGUUCUGUAAAGUUUGUUCAACUUCACAACAAUAGAUAGGAAGUAACAUGUUAGUGGGUGGAGCCUGGAUGAGACAGUUGCGUAUUGUAGAAAGUAGUCUUUCAGAUUUGUUAGUGGACUCUGAACCUUCUGGCCUUUCUGUUUUAAAUAAGUGAAAAACAUGUGUGCUGGUUGUGUGGAACCUAAAUUUGCACCAUUGUAAAAAUAUUUCUCCAUACCUCAGUGGUUGAGAUGUAAACAGAGUGAUUCAGUGGUUCAGAUUUUUUACAGUGGUGGUGAUAGGAACCAGGGGUCACCAUGACCAAAUAUUAAUUUAGAG